This is a messenger RNA of Oryctolagus cuniculus (rabbit), 794 nucleotides long. Lineage: Eukaryota; Metazoa; Chordata; Mammalia; Lagomorpha; Leporidae. The record is from RefSeq and is a predicted model, not a curated record.
GCGGCGGUUGUGAUGCGCCGGGGCGGCGGGCGGCGGCCAAUCAGCGGCCGGCGUGAGGGCGGGCUGUGACGCGGCCGGCGCUCCUCGUGCGGCGGCGGCGGUAAAGGAGCGAGCCCCGCGGCCGGAGCGCCAGCUGCCCGUCGGCCCCGCAGCCGCCGCGCCGCCUGCCCGCCCGCCGGUCCCGGCUGCCCUCGGCCCGCGCCCCCGCCCCGCGCGCCUUCAGCCGCCGCCCGCCGCGCGCAGCCCCCGCCCGGUCAGCGAGCGGCCUCCCGAGGCGGGCGCGCGGCCGGACCCGAGCCUCGUCCUGCGGCCGCGCGGCCGGCAUGAAGACCAAGUUCUGCACCGGGGACGAGGCGGAGCCCUCGCCGCUCGGGCUGCUGCUGGGCUGCGGCGGCGGCGGCGGCAGCGCGGCCCCGGCGCCCGGCGUCAGCGACCUCGAGCCCAAGCCGCCGCUCGCGCUGCCGCCGCCGCCGCCGCCGCCCCCGCCGCCGCCGCCGCCGCCCGCGGCCGACGAGCCGGAGCCCCGCACGCGGCGCCGGGCCUAUCUGUGGUGCAAGGAGUUCCUGCCCGGCGCCUGGCGGGGCCUGCGCGAGGACCAGUUCCACAUCAGUGUCAUCAGGGGCGGCCUCAGUAACAUGCUGUUCGAGUGCUCCCUGCCGGAGACCACGGCCACGGUCGGCGACGAGCCCCGGAAGGUGCUUCUGAGGCUGUACGGGGCGAUCCUGCAGAUGGUGAGGGGCUGGGCUGCUGGGGCGGGGUCCCUCCCGGUUUUAAAUCUCUUGUAAGAUAUCCGC